This is a messenger RNA of Oncorhynchus kisutch (coho salmon), 1511 nucleotides long. RefSeq names its product zinc finger protein 239-like. The record is from RefSeq and is a predicted model, not a curated record. Gene Ontology annotation, molecular function: DNA-binding transcription factor activity, RNA polymerase II-specific; RNA polymerase II cis-regulatory region sequence-specific DNA binding. Gene Ontology annotation, cellular component: nucleus. The annotation marks the transcript as partial. NCBI's taxonomy places the organism in Eukaryota, Metazoa, Chordata, Actinopteri, Salmoniformes, Salmonidae. The transcript has 2 exons. Gene Ontology annotation, biological process: regulation of transcription by RNA polymerase II.
CACCAACUGACUGGUUCUUCUGAUGUUCUUCAAACAGGAGUCCACGUUGAGACAUUCUCUACAUCCAGAGAGCAACAGCCGGAAGAUCACAGAGCUAAGAGGUCUCAUCACUGCCCACAUUGUGAGGAGACUUUCCCAAUUCUAUCAAAGCUAAAAAUACACCUAAAAAUACACACUGGCGAGAAUCCGUAUUCCUGCUCUGACUGUGGGAAGACUUUCUCCCGAUUGGAUACCUUAAAAACGCAUGAACAUAUACAUACAGGAAAUGAUCUGUAUUCCUGUACUGACUGUGGGAAGACUUUCUCCCGAUUGGAUACCUUAAAAACGCAUGAACGUAUACAUACAGGAGAGGAUCCGUAUUCCUGUACUGACUGUGGGAAGAGCUUCACAACAUCAGGAACUCUGACAAUUCAUCAGAGAGUGCACACUGGAGAGAAGCCUUACUCCUGCUCUGACUGUGGGAAGAGGUUCUCUCAACAGAUCCAUUUACAAAAACACCAACAUAUUCAUACAGGAGAGAAGCCUUACUGCUGCUCUGACUGUGGGAAGAGUUUCACUCAACAGAACCACUUAAAAUGUCACCAGCGAAUACAUACAGGCGAGAAGCCUUACUCCUGCCCUGACUGUGGGAAGAGUUUCAUCCGAUUGGAUAUUUUAAAAUGCCACCAGCGAAUACAUACAGGAGAGAAGCCUUAUUGUUGCUCUGAGUGUGGGAAGAGUUUCUCCCAACUGGGUAACUUAAAAACACACCAACUUAUACAUAAAGGAGAGAAGCCUUACUCCUGCUCUGACUGUGGGAAGUGCUUCACAACAUCAACUGAUGUAAAAGUUCAUAAAAGAGCACACACAGGAGAGAAGCCUUACUACUGCUCUGACUGUGGGAAGAGUUUCUCCAGAUUGUAUACCUUAACAACACACCAACGUAUACAUAAAGGAGAGAAGCCUCAUCAGUUCUCUCAGACCAGAUAAAAUUAAAGUCAUUACAUCACUUAACUCUCCAGAAAUCAUAGUAUACUCUAUUGUAUUCCUGUUGUUUCUCACUGUGAGAAAAGGGAGCGUUAUAGAUUUUUUGCCUCUCUCUACUUUACUGAUCAGUGUGCAUCUUGUCAGUUUUGGUGUAUUUUGUUAGCUUCCACUGUAAAGAUAUUGAGAUGACCUUAGAUUUGCCCUUAGGGUGGAAUACCCUCUAUGAAGCUGGUGGUACUGCUUCCCUCUGCAGUUUUCUGUGGGAAUGAGCUGGUAGACACAACAUGUAUCAGAUAGAGAUGGUGUGAUGAUCAGUUUUCACCACUAGUUUGGGGGGGGAUUAUUUGAUUUACUAAACAACUAUUUGUUUAAUUAUAUACAGGUUAUGAAACAACUACAUUUUGUUUAUUCAGUUGCACUUUAAAACUAGAUUAGCUAUUUUUGUCAUUGAUGAAUAGGUUUAGAUAGCUGUAACUUAACUGAUCUGCCGAUUUAAAAAAUAUAUAUAUAUAUAUAUAUAUAAUAAAAAUAAAAAAUACAUUCAA